UUCAAAAGCAACGUCAAAAGCAAAAUUCCAAAACGCUUAAAUUCUUCGACGGCGGAGCUCCGACGCCGACGACCGCCUGUGGUGGUGCGGCUUUAUUUGACCCUAUAACAAGGCGUAAGCUUCAUUCGCUUCAGAGUUUCAUAUCCACGAGCCCUAACCGAGAUGAAUCACACCAACAAGAAGAAAAAGAUCAAAAACGAACAGCAGGAAUUCGAGUUCUGCGAGGUUUGCAGAUUGAACCACAACAACGGCCGCCGCCACAAUUUCUUUCCAAGCCACAAAAAUUCACUCUCCAGCCUCCUCGCGCGCUUCCAAUCGAAGCUUUCCGACGUCAAAUUCUUCCUCAAAACCCCGAUGCUGAUCCUUCCGGAGCACGCGCACCUGAAUCGCCUCUGGUGCGUGUUCUGCAAUUGCGACAUUCUCGAGCUUGAUAGCCAAUUCGCUUGUAGCAAUGCAGUUGGUCAUUUGGCCAGUGAGGAACACUGGAAGAGAGUGAAGGGGUUUAUGUGGAAAUAUGGAGGUGGAAUGGACCGUGUUGAUUUGUUUCGCAUUACCGAGGCUGACUUUGCUAAGUGGGAGAAGAAGUGCAAGUCAUUGAAGAUGGAAGCUGCUAAAACAGAAUCAGUUGGAACAUUGAAUGAUAUCCACAAUAAACAUAAUGCUGAAUUUGUUAAUAGUUCUUGCAACAAUAACUUCGAUGCUCUUAAUUCUUGCAUUCCAAAAUAUGUUGUACCUUUACAUAGCUAUACGAAUAAGAGAACUCCAUUUUCCAGUUCGGUGUUAUCAUCUUCUGUCUCUGAUACUGGCCCUUCAUUGUAUAAUAUACCUGGAGGCAGCCAUGUACAAGAUGCACAUUACUUGAUGAAUUCAACAGGUUAUGUUGAUAAUCAGCAUUUCCCCAACUCUCUUGCUAGGGAAUACUCAUCUUAUGGUGAUGCUAGUAAUGGAUCUGUAUAUUCAGGAGCAGUUAUCGGUGAGGUUUCUCCAGGUUUGGUGAACUUGACUCACAUUAGUUCUACAUCUAAAGUUGCUUUAGAAGGAAAUGUCCACACUGGAGCACCUCCGCCAUGGCUUGAUGGAACAAAAGGAGAUUACCUUGAUCCUGCACUGAAACCAGAAUCGAGGGACGCUGUUUCAUCCAGAGCAGGGAAGUCAAAGUUGAACCCAAAACGUGUUGGAGCUGCAUGGGCAGAGAGAAGGAAACUUGAGUUGGAGAUGGAAAGGAGAGGGGAACGUGUUAAUAACAACUUCGAUGCAAAUUGGCUCCCCAAUUUUGGUAGAGUGUGGCAGUCUGGCACAAGAAAAGAAUCUAGGAAACAAUUCCAGAUCGAGAAUGAUGCAAUCCGGGAGCCGGAUAAUCAUUUGGAGGCACCAAUGCCAAUACAGCCUUACAUCAGCAAACGAAUGCGUAAGGAUGCAACGCAGGAUACUGUCGACAAGUCUAUAUGAUGACGAAGCAUACUGCCAAGUGCCAAAAUAUGUGCAGAGUGAUCAUCCUGUACGAUGCUGAAGUGGUGCACCGCCAAGAUAUGCAGUGAAUGAUCUUCCCGAGAAGCCUAUAUGAUGCUGAACCUAGGAGAAUGAUUCUCUCUCCUUGGCUCUCGUGAAAUUUUGUCAAUAUAGAUUUACUUCUUCUGCCAUUACUCAAUCAAGCAUUGUUUUGUCUGAAUAUAGAUUUAGCACUCACUUUGGUGUGUGCAUCCUUUCAUUGAAGAUGUAUAAUACUGUGAGUCUGUGACAUGAUUUAUCAAUUUUUGGAAUUCUGGGAA
Molecule: messenger RNA, 1769 nt
Organism: Salvia hispanica
Lineage: Eukaryota; Viridiplantae; Streptophyta; Magnoliopsida; Lamiales; Lamiaceae
Gene: TTL
Product: coiled coil protein
Source: RefSeq, a predicted model, not a curated record